GAAGGCAUGAAACAAAGACGAACCCCUUCAACAAGCGGGACGACAUAAACAGAGCACGACGUGCCACAUAAUGAGCUUCUCUGUUACAAUUACGACCAAUGAACGUCAAAGAAUUAUCUUGUAAAGAGUCCACUAAUGUACCAAUCUCUUGAAGAAUACUGCCAAUCUUCCCAUCAUCAAAGUGGCGUUGAACUUGUUCUGUGGCUAGCAAGAGGGCUCUAUGGUCCAAUUCUUGAUCAGAAAGGUGGUGUAAUGCCAAAUUUGGCAACUGAUCCAACCAACCACUUGAGACCAAGGCUCGAUCCAGCCGCUCUUGGAUUACCCGUUGUGGAUUAGUGCUCCUAUUCGACCAAGUGAAGGGAGGUCCAAUAAAACCCAAGUCCUAGAGGCCUAAAUCAUCCACAAAUUUGCGAAAGUUAAGUGUAUGAGAGGGACGCCAUGGGUUUCCUCCUUCCUUUUCAUUUGAAGCCAAAAGCGAGUUGAAAUCCCCCACUAUCGCAAACUGCACUCUUAACCGAGAAUAGUAGUUGUGAAUGUAUUGGAAUUGCGCCGUUCGUUCCUGAUAAUCACAACUCAAAUAAACAAACACUACACAUAAUCCAAAUUGUCUUUAUUGAAUUGAAAAGCGACAAAGAAAGACCGACUACAAAGGACUGAUACCGAAACCUCAGUAGACCAACCUAUAGCUAGACCGCCGACAGUCUGGAUGGUGUUAACAAUGAAACAUGUAGACAAGCAUACGAACUAACACAAUUAGGCUUAAAUCACAAUCUAUAGGCACAAUGAAACCCAUUUCAAUCUGAAUCCAGAACAGCAAAAUAGCUAGAAGGAUCAGAACCGAACUUAACAAUAUAUAAGCUCGAAAAUGAGAGAGGGGAAGCAUCGAAAUUCGCCUAGAACCUUGGCACAAGAGAGCUAGAGAUGAGAUGAGAUUAUACCAAACCUACUCGCCCUUUAUAGCCAUCCAAGACUCCAAUCGGUUGACGAUACCCAACCGAAGACGGAGUGGCGUGUUUAGAGAUUUCCCUCGCAAGCCCCUGUGGAUAAUCCCUCCGUGUAAUCCGUUGUUGAUGCGAUUCGAGCUAAGAUUAUCUCCAUGCACCGAUUUAUGGCAGAUAAUCUUCAUAGUUUCAACCAAGAGGAUAAAUCCUCCUCUAUCAUGCCGCAAAGCAUACCCGAAAGUGGGAAAAUUGAAACACCCGAAGAUGGGAUUAGACACCACGACUCCAAAAUUGGAGAUAAUAGACCCGAAUAUGGAUAGAUAAUGAUAAGAAAUCUUGAAAUUUUUGCUUGAAGAUUGCUGAGGAUGAGCGUGCUUCUGCUGCUCAACGUCGACGGCUAGGUUUUUCUUCUCCUCGCCGAGAGAGGUAGAGAUAUUUUUUGUUUUUUUUUUCAUUAUCGUUUUCGCUACAUAUAAAUAAAUAGUUAACUUUAUUUAGCACAACAUCUAUACCACCAAACUAAAACUCUUCUUUUUUUUAAAAUAUUUAGCACAACAUCUACACCACCAAACUACAACUCUUUUUUUUUUUUUUAUAAACAAAUGGGGUCACCAGGAAUCGAACAGAGAACCUCACGGUCACAAAAGGCUCUGAUACUAUAUAAAGAACCAGUUGAGCACAAUAACGGGACAGGUUACGGUGAUUACUAUUUUAUAGUAAUCACCGUGGUUACUAAGGGCAAAUUGGGUAUAACAAAAAAUUUAUUAAUAAUUUUUUUAAUAAAUUACAUUUUAGGAAAUUACAUAAAUAUAUUAAAUACAAAUUUUCUCUCUCUCUUUCUCUCACUUCCACAAUUUUUCAGCCAUAUCUUUCUUCCUUCUUUUUCUCAAUCUUUCCUUGAUUUCGUUCAUCCAAACUAAUACCGGUGCAACAACAAAACAAUAAAUCUAUACCAAUCCAUUAAAAAAAUACUACCAUUGUACAAAACAUCAAUACCAUUCAAGAAAUAAAAACACUACCAUUUCACAAAAUAUCAAUACCAUUGUAGAUUUAAUCACUACCAAUGCGACAAAAUCAAUACCAAUGUGACAA
This is a messenger RNA of Linum trigynum, 2033 nucleotides long. The record is from the annotation of a GenBank genome assembly. Lineage: Eukaryota; Viridiplantae; Streptophyta; Magnoliopsida; Malpighiales; Linaceae.